Molecule: messenger RNA, 1605 nt
Organism: Spodoptera frugiperda (fall armyworm)
Lineage: Eukaryota; Metazoa; Arthropoda; Insecta; Lepidoptera; Noctuidae
Exons: 3
Coding region: 120-1448 (442 amino acids)
Source: RefSeq, a predicted model, not a curated record
UAUAAUUUAAAUAAUAUUAUUAACGAAAUUUCGUACGACAGAGAAAAUUAGUUGCAAUAUACUUGUAUUUAUAGAGGGAUUUACUUAGUUUUCGAAAAUAUAUUUAGAUAUAUAGCAAAAUGAUGAGCGCUAAUAAGAACUCGUAUCUGCAACUGCAGACGUGUGUGAACCCGACGCUAGUCAACAAAGCAGUGCGGCGUGCGAUGCGGAAAACUCAAUUUGAUCCUCAUGAUGAGACCCCCGCUGCCCAAAGAAUGACGUCGAUGCAGCCUUCACUGUACGGACCCUGUACUGACAUCACGAGGGCGGCCCUGGGCUUCGAACGGUUGGGGCUGCGGCACAUCAACAGGGACAUCAAUUCUGAAGACAACUUCGUCAAAUUGCGAGCUAUACAUUCUUUGAUGGAUCAGGUAAAAAUGUCAGAGAACGCUAUGUUCCUUGUAAGCUUGAACGUGACCAACAAGCUCAUAGACCUGCUGCCAGACAAGGAUCCCGUCGUCCGGGAGAAGGUCUGUCUUAUCCUCACGAUGCUCGGCACCUACUACCAAGCCAGGGCCCGCAUCAUGGCCAAGCCGAUCGUCAUAGACCAUCUCAUGUACUUAUUCAUGAGAGACCGCAAAGAAAUCCGCUACGCUGCAGCGAAUUGCCUACAAACCCUCGCCCGAUCAGAGGCAGAAACUAUAAUAAGAAACGAUAAACUAGUCGAGAACCUCAUCAAAAUGAUUAAGCACGAACAUGAGGGUAUCGUUCUGAUACAUCUGGAGACACUGGCGCACUUGGCUGAGUGGAACCCAGAGAAACCGUUGAAAGCUAACGCGUUUAAAGUGAUGCUAAAGCUGAUAUUAUAUGCUGAGGACAGGAUCACGCAGGCGGCAAUGAAGUGUCUGACGCACCUCUGCAAACACCCGGUGGGACAAAAACUAGCGGACAAGUACGACCUGACGCGCUUCCUGAUACCGUACAUAGACUCUGAUAACCUUCACAUCAUCAUUAGCACCGUAGGGUUGAUGGCAUACACCACAAUAACGACGAGGGCUAAAUGGAGGGUGAAAGAGUUCAUAUACUAUCUUAGCAGACGCUUAAUAUACUUGUGCAUAGUACAUGACAUCCCAGUGCUACAAUUACAAGCGAUGCAGGUUCUAAUCAACAUGUGUGAUUGCCCUGAUGUUAGGGAGUUUAUGAAGGUCAAUCUGGAGAAGUAUAUUGAAGUGGGGAUAAAGAUCCGUACUCCGGAGCAAUGGGACGGAGCCACGGAGCCGAGGAAGUACGGCCUGGACGUGUCACAUGACUAUAGAACGAGGUACAUUGACGGUGUGGAGACUGUCAAGAAUGACACAGGAGACUACGUCGACUCUAUCAACGUGCCCAACUAUCUACAACGCGUCAGAGAUACGAAGGAACAUUUGUUGAAAGCUAUGAAUUUACUACCUUACGGGUCUAGAAAAUAAGACGAGAAAUCGAACACUCUGUUGCUUGAAAAUAUACAUCAUAUUCUGUGAUCAAUACUCUUAGUGAACAGGGUUACCGCAAAUGAUUGAUACUCAAUUUUUAAUAAUAAUAAGCAUUUAUUCCAUAAAUUAUGUGAAUUACAAUAUUUGAGCUAGA